CCCGCCCGGCUCCGGCUCCGGCUCCGCUCGGUGCGCGGCUCCCGGGGGUCCCGGCCCAUGGCGGGGCGCUGAGCCCCCCGACCCCCACCAUGCUCUGGGGGUCCCUCCUCCUGCUCUGCCUGCUCCGCGGGGCGCUGGGCGCAGGACGCCCCCCCGGCAGCGAGGGACGGGGGGCUCGGGACGCGCCCGAGGGGACCCGCAUCAGCCAGGACCUGGCGGGCGGCAGCCUGGCCAUCGACACCCUGCCGGCCAACGAGACCCGCAUCGUGGAGGACAACCACAGCUACUACGUGUCGCGGGUCUACGGCCCGGGGGACGCGCGGCGCCGGGGGCUCUGGGUGGACAUGGCAGCGGCCAACAGGAGCCACGUGAAGGUGCACAGGAUCCUCUCCAACACGCACCGGCAGGCCUCGAAUAUUGUCCUGUCCUUUGACUUCCCCUUCUACGGCCACCUCCUGCGGCAGGUCACCAUCGCCACCGGCGGUUUUAUCUUCACGGGGGACGUCAUCCACCGCAUGCUCACGGCCACCCAGUACAUCGCCCCCCUCAUGGCCAACUUCAACCCCAGCUACUCCCAAAACUCCACCGUGCAGUACCUGGACAACGGGACGGUGUUUGUGGUGCAGUGGGACAAGGUUUAUCUCCAGGGCAAGGAGGACAUGGGCAGCUUCACCUUCCAGGCCGCCCUGCACAGCAGCGGGAGGAUCGUCUUCGGCUACAAGGAGAUCCCGGUGCCGGUCCUGCAGAUCAGCGCCAGCCAGCACCCCGUGAAGGCCGGGCUCUCCGACGCCUUCAUGGUCCUCAACCCUUCUCCUGACGUGCCUGAGUCGCGGCGCCGGACGAUCUACGAGUACCACCGCGUGGAGCUGGACACCAGCAGGAUCAGCAGCCUGUCAGCUGUGGAGUUCACCCCGCUGCCCACCUGCCUGCAGCACCAGAGCUGUGAAACGUGCCUGGGCUCGGAGCUGACCUUCAACUGCAGCUGGUGCCACGUCCUGCAGAGGUGCUCCAGUGGCUUCGACAGGUACCGGGAGGAGUGGCUGAGCUACGGCUGCGGCCAGUCGGAUGAAAAGACCUGUGAGGAUCUGGCCGAAGGCAGUCACUACUCGGCGCCCCCGGGCAGCUCCGUGUCACCGCAGCCCGGCGGUGUCACCUCCCCCACGGCCUCGCUCUUCCUCGACAGCCUCACCACCGAGGAUGACACCAAACUCAACCAGUUUGCAGGAGGAGAGGGAAUUGGGGCACAGGGCCCUGUCCCAGCCGCUCACCUCCUCUGUUUGUGUCCCCAGCGGAGGCCGCACCGCUGGCCUGCCAUGAAAUUCCGCAACCACGGCAACCACGCCUCGUACGCCGAGGUGGAGGCGGCCAGCCAGGAAAAGGAGGGAUUUGUGGAGGCCGAGCAGUGCUGA
Molecule: messenger RNA, 1409 nt
Organism: Pyrgilauda ruficollis (rufous-necked snowfinch)
Lineage: Eukaryota; Metazoa; Chordata; Aves; Passeriformes; Passeridae
Gene: PLXDC1
Product: plexin domain containing 1
Exons: 13
Coding region: 90-1409 (439 amino acids)
Source: RefSeq, a predicted model, not a curated record